Messenger RNA from Drosophila navojoa, 2713 nucleotides. It is a transcript of the gene stnA, whose product is annotated as stoned A. Lineage: Eukaryota; Metazoa; Arthropoda; Insecta; Diptera; Drosophilidae. The record is from RefSeq and is a predicted model, not a curated record.
UCGCAGUUGAAAAGCCAACUCAAAUGUUUAAUGAAAACGCAUGAGAACUGAAUAGAAAAUAAAACGUCGAACGCUUUAACGUUUCACAUUGAGUCUCUCGCCAAAUAUUCCGGACAUUGCGAGUUGCGGCGACCGAUCUCGAUGUCUCCGCAAUUAGAUAAUGCUUAAGUUACCAAAGGGCUUAAAAAAGAAAAAGAAGAAGUCAAAAAAGGACCAGGAACUCUUCACCGAAGAGGAGCUCGAACAGUACAAGCGGGAGCUCAAAGCGAAACAGGAGGCUGCCGCCAACAAAUCAGACGCUGGCGAAUCGGACGCAGCAUCGGACGUCGAGGGCGCAGCAGCCACAUCCGCAUCGACACACGCAUCAGGCUUUGCAUCAACAGCCAGCCACGAGCAUCAGCAGCAUCAGCAACAGCAGCAGGACCAGAGCGCUGACGCUGGCGACGAAGAAUGGGCCAAGUUUAAGGCGUUAACAUCCGGUGUCGAUAACAUAUUACACAAGACACAGGACGAGCUAGAUCGCAUCAAGAAGGAGUCCUUCUAUCAGCGCCUGCCCUCGGCAGCAGAAAAGAAGAGGCAAGAGGAGGAGGAGGCCGCAAGACGCGAGCAGGAGAGACUCGAGCGCGAACGCCAGCUAGAGGCCGAACGUGAGGCGAAUCGUGACAAGCUAGCGGAGGCCGUUGUUCAGCUAUCCGAUUCGGAGGACGAGCAGCAGGACGACGUCGAUGACAUCUUUGCCACCGACUACAUUGAGGCAAUUACCAGCGGAGAGGUGCAACUAGCUAUUGUACCCGAUUCGCCAGUGCUCGAACUAGACGACGGACCCGAUCCCUUUGACACCGCCUACGCGGAGAAGGUCAUUGUUGGCGCCGACAAGGCCAAGGGCAACAAGAAGCUCGUCAGCCUUGGCGCCGCCGUUGAGGUGCUCUCUGGCCGCGUCGACCGUGAGCACGCUCUCGCCUUAGCCAAUCCGAAGCGUAAGCUACGCAAAGGCAUUCAAAAUCUACUGCUCAGCGAAAGUGUUGAGGUAGCCGAUUCGGACGUCGAUCUCAUAACAGCCGAGCCCCAGCACACUCUGCUCGACGAUCUCGUCGAUGACGUACCCGAAUGUGUGGCGCCCAUUGAUCUGAGCGUUUCGCUGCAUUUGAACUUUAUCAAGCCCCAAAAGGUCGAGGAGGAGGACGAGGAAGCCGACGGCAACGCACUCAAUCCGGAUCUAUCCGAGUUUGAUACGCUCAAGGACGACGAGGACGACGAGUUUGCCGAACUAGCAGCCGAGUCACUACACACCAAAAAAGAGGAGGUUAUCAUAGUUAAUAAGGUUGAGCUGCCCCCAGCGGAGCUACUUGCCGAAGCUGCAGCAGACGCCAGUUGGGCAGAGUUUGAGCCGGAGCCUGAGGAGGAAGCAUCAGGCAAACCGAAACGACCACCGCCACCGGUUCGCCCAGCCAGCGGGCCACACAUUGUGCCCGGCGCAAUCUACGUUAGCGACGACGAGGACGAGGCCAAUCCGGAGGACGAUCCGUUCAACACUUACUACGCGGAGCAGGUGAUCAAGAAGACAACUGUUCUUGAGGAGGACGACGAUUUCGAUCCGCGCGCCGAGGAACCAGCCGACGCCUCGUCUCACUUAGCGGCGCCUGGCCGAGAUCUCUUGGCCGGUAGUGCCACCGACUUAAGUAAGGUGGUGCCGGCGCCUCUUGCGCCCACGCUAAGUGUUGACAACCAGGAGGAAGACCAGGACUUUGAUCCAUUCGACACAUCGGCGGUAAACGCAAUCGUUCAGCCCAAGGCCACAGAGCUGAAAUUUUUGGAACGAGAGCUGCUCAACGAGACCGGUUCGAGCCUAAAGCACUCGCUUAGCGAUCCGGACUUUGAUCCGCGCGCCGACCAGCCAGAGGUAGCUGCAGAGUCAGUGCCACGCGAACAGAUUGCCGCACCGGAGCCGGAUUUCGAUAGUGCACGUCGCAAAUCGUCGCUGAGCCUCAAUAUACAGGGAAAGAGCGUGGGCUUUCUGGUGCCCUCGCAGGACUUGCUAGCCGCUGGUAAUGACGGUGGGCUGGGUGCCAAUAAGAAGCCGCUGACACCGUACUACCAGCCCAUUCAGGAGCGCGAAUCAGAGGAUCCGUUCGACACUUCGUAUGUGCCCGAGGCCAAGCUCACUGACAUUGAGCUGAAGCACAUUGAGGCCGAUUUGAUUACAGAGCCCACACUAAAGCAUAGUCUAUCGGAUCCGGACUUUGAUCCGCGCGCACCGCCGACGCCCGUGCCCGCCGAGGUGCUGCUGGCCGUCGAGGAGAACAUCAACAUCAAGGUACUGACGCCCGCACAGGAGCGCCGACAGCUGCCCAGUAACCCCCAGCAGGACGAGGAUUCGGAGGUCGAUCCAUUCGACACCUCGAUUGCAGCGAAUCUGCAGCCGGGUCAGACGGAACUGAAGCUCUUAGAGAACGAACUGCUGCCGGAGAGCACCAAGCAGCCGGUUACCGGAGUUCUCGACACACAGAGCGACGCACAGGAGUUGGGAUUGGGCGAUAAGGUGCUGACGCCGUCGCUGCCAAAUCGCACAACCGAGGAGUCUCUGGCGCAGCAACAGGAGAUCGAUCCAUUCGACACUUCCAUUGCAGAGAAUCUAGCACCGGGCGAAACCGAGAUCAAGCUGCUCGAGAGCGAGCUCAUCGAGCGCUAAGGCCUGGAAACACACACAACCAAA